AUUAGAAACGGGAGAUAAGAUUGGAUAGAUGAUGUAAAAACUAUUAAAUGACUUUUUUGCCCUUUUACAAUCUCAAAUUAGAUUAUGCAUUAUAUUAAUUAUAUAAUUACAAAACUCAAUUAUUUUAAUUAUAAUGAAACUAUAAUAAUUUAUUUUUCAAAAUUGUUUGAUGCCAUUGGAUUGCUUUAUUCCACACCAUUGAAUUGGGUUGGUGGGAUUAAAACGGUGGGAGUAAAACCGUGCGUUCCCAACUUCCAAAAUGACUCUCUCUUUCUCUCUCUCUCUCUCUCUUGGGGGCUCUGAGACUCCACUCUCUCACCUCAAUCUUCGCUGCCUCCUAUUCCUCCGCCACCAUCUUACAACACUCACCGUCAAUUUUUCAGUAGCACCAUCGUCUCCGCGUCCUUCCGCAGCGGCUGACCGCCGCCAAUUUCUUCGCCAGAGCUCUACUGAUCAGAACUCUUUUUGGGCGUACCACUAUGUGAUUCAAUCCCCAUUUGUUCUUUGGACUGUCGAGAGGCAUACAACUUCUAUGCAUGGUCUUCAGCCUAUGUAUUUCCUCCUUGCUGCUGUGGGCAAAAAAGUGGCUACUGCAAUAUUAUAUCCAAGAGAAAAUGGGAAUCGAAUUUAUAGACCAUACCAAAAAUUCAUUCAUAGCUAUGGCCAGUGGUUAGGACUGGAUGGUAAUUUGCAGUGGACUUCAGAAACUGCUUUGGUUGUUUGGCUAAAUGCUGCUGUGCACAAUUUCUUUGUGCACAACAGCACUCUAGGUGUGGGUUGCAGCUGGUAUUUGACAGUUAUUUUAGAUCACCACUUAACUGGUUUAAUGGAACAAUGCCUCCAAAUAUUUUGACACUUGAUCAAGUUGAUCUCAAAGCAGGAACUUCAUGGUCCAUGUUAUGAUCAGCGAAAAGGGAUUGGCAAAGUCAAUGAGCAACUCAUCAUCAACCUCUCAAAGGCUGCUCUUGCAAGACGCACAAGGGAACAAGAUGCAAAACAUGAUUUAUGGGGACAACAUUGAGAUCCUUGCCAACACAUUGAAACUCUACCAUACAUAUGCUAUAACCAAUGCAAUUGUGAUGAGAAUCAAGGAACAACUCCGUUUCUUGAACAAACUACAUCAGUUGGUCAUUAGUGCAAAAUCGCCUGUUGAAGAAAUUAAAAUUAAUGGCUUUUCCCAAAAAUCACUUCAGUUCAAUUUCACUCCCUUAAGUGAUAUACAUGCUGUUCAAAGAACUGAUGUCAAAAUAGAUGCCUUGUUCGCUGUGAUGAAUGUUGGUCCACACAGGAAGACAAAGUCAUCAUACGUAGUUGAUCUACGAGUCAUAGAUGCAAGAUUUAAUGUGGAAAUCACCAAUGAAAGUGGAUUGAUCCCUGCAACCAUAUUUGCGGAGAAAGCAGAACAACUUUAUAACAUCACUGCACCAGAGAUGGUCAAUAAUACAACCGAUGGUAAUAUGUCAGUUGAAAUCAUCCAAAAGCUAUCGACUCCAAUAAAAUGGGCUAUCAUGCUGAGGGCAUCAAUGUACACCUAUGGAACAAUUAGCCAAUGUGUAUUCAGUGUGCACUCUAUCUUCAACACAAUUUCUGAACAGCAAGCACUUGAGGAAGUGUCAAGCUGGAAUCUAGAACCAAAAGCCCCAAAGAAGCGUGGAACAAGAACAAUCUGCACAACAAAAUCACCAAUAAAUGACGCCACCAUGGAAGAAGAUGGAGCAGCUGAACCUUCUAAGAACAAGCAGAAGAAGGAAUAGCUCUACAAAUGAAACCUUUUGGUAUAUCUCUUGAAAUAGUAGACGUUGCAGCAGAGCUUUUGGUGUCCAUGCUUUGCAGCCAUAUUUACUAUUCUAGCUCCAAGACUUUCCUAAAACUAAAGGAAAAUCUUUUGCUUCACGUCCUUCGCCUUAAAACUCUACCAAACUCUUUUUCAUGUAAUUAACUUGCCUGUCACUUCAACGUCUUGUAAAUAUAUGAAGACUGCUUCCAAAACAAA
Rhododendron vialii is the source of this 1993-nucleotide messenger RNA. RefSeq lists its product as uncharacterized. The transcript is spliced from 8 exons. The record is from RefSeq and is a predicted model, not a curated record. Bases 888 to 1754 code for a protein of 288 amino acids. Lineage: Eukaryota; Viridiplantae; Streptophyta; Magnoliopsida; Ericales; Ericaceae.